Odobenus rosmarus divergens (Pacific walrus) is the source of this 1124-nucleotide messenger RNA. RefSeq lists its product as uncharacterized. Lineage: Eukaryota; Metazoa; Chordata; Mammalia; Carnivora; Odobenidae. The coding region runs from base 141 to 1124 and encodes 327 amino acids. The transcript has 7 exons. The record is from RefSeq and is a predicted model, not a curated record. Gene Ontology annotation, molecular function: protein heterodimerization activity.
GAUAGCCUCGGUGUCAGCCAUCUUUCAAUUGUGUUCGCAGCCGCCGCCGCGCCGCCGUCGCUCGCCAACGCCAGCGCCGCCUCUAGCUCGCCGAGCUCCAGCCCAAGGAGAAGGGGGGUAAGUAAGGGAGUUUCUGUACCAUGGCUCGUACAAAGCAGACUGCCCGCAAAUCGACCGGUGGUAAAGCACCGAGGAAGCAACUGGCUACAAAAGCCGCUCGCAAGAGUGCGCCCUCUACUGGAGGGGUGAAGAAACCUCAUCGUUACAGGCCUGGUACUGUGGCACUCCGUGAAAUUAGACGUUAUCAGAAGUCCACCGAACUUCUGAUCCGCAAACUUCCUUUCCAGCGUCUGGUGCGAGAAAUUGCUCAGGACUUCAAAACAGAUCUGCGCUUCCAGAGCGCGGCUAUUGGUGCUUUGCAGGAAAGUUCUGAGCUUCAUUUGAUUGGUGGAUUCCAGGAUGCAAUCCUUUGUGUAAACUUCAGGCAGGUGCUGGUAUUACCUGGGAGAAUUGGCCAGGCUACUCCGGCCCCCGAAUUUGGGACCCUGGCCCGAGUGCCUGGCCGCCCGGAGGCCCACGAACUGCAGCCCGGAAGGUGCCGCCCAUCCUGCCGUCGGCCGGCUUGCACGCGGCCCCGGGUAAACAAAGCUGGGCAGUGCUCAGCUGCCUCGGGAACCGAGACGCCGGUCGCACGUGGCCCCCGCAGCCGCGUCCCUCGCGUGCGCCGCAGCCUUCGAGCCGCCUGGACCUGGCUCCGAAUGACCGGGCCGCAGAGCUGGGCGGACGCUCCGGGGAGCCCCGGACCCCGGCCUCCCCCGGCUGCCAUCCUCCGGCUUCGGCCUUGUCAUUACUUCGGGCUCAGCCUCUGCUGGGAACUGCGAGAAAGGAUGACCGGGCGGCCCCUGGCUCCCCAAGGUCCCCAGGUCCCCGGUCAAGCUGAGGCGCAUCCUUCCGGGACACUCCGGAGGGAAGGGGCUGGAGCUGAGCACUUGGCCAGCUUGUCAUUCCCGAUGGCCUCGAGGAUGAGCAGGACUUACAGGGGUCAGGACCAGAGACACCCCGCCAGGCUUCAGGAUCAGAUCUUAGGAACCAGUCCUGCCGAGUGCAGCAAAGAGAUCAGCUAG